CUACCUCCUCUCUCAUUAUGUAAUGACCAUUGUCCUCUUGGAAAAAGAAAGAACAAGAUCGAAGGGCGGAAAUUUUGCUGCUACACUUGUGCGCCGUGUCCAGAAAAGAUGAUAUCUAGACAAAUGGACAUGGAGAAUUGUGACAAUUGUCCAAAGUAUCAAUUUCCAAAUGAAGCUCAUGAUGAGUGCAUUCCAAAGACAAUGAAUUUCCUCUCCUUUGAAGAGCCACUGGGCAUUACUCUGGUUUCUCUGGCUCUUCUCUUUUCCCUAGUUACAGCUUUGGUGUUUAUAAUCUUCAUCAAGCAACGGGAUACUCCCAUUGUCAAAGCCAACAAUCGCAACCUCACCUAUAUUCUACUUAUCUCUCUCUUUCUCUGUUUCCUCUGCUCACUUCUGUUCAUUGGACAGCCCAAUAAGGUGACCUGCCUCCUCCGACAAACAACAUUCGGUAUCAUCUUCUCUAUUGCAAUCUCUUCUAUAUUGGCCAAAACCAUCACAGUUGUUGUAGCGUUCCUAGCAUCAAAGCCAGGAAGCCUAUUCCACAAAUGGGUGGGGCAAAAGUUGGCCUAUUCUAUUAUCUGUGUCUGUUCCUUCAUUCAAGUAAGUAUUUGUGCCAUUUGGCUUGGUACUUCUCCCCCAUUUCCAGAUUUGGACAUGGAGACACUCUAUGGAGGAAUCAUCACAGAAUGUCACGAAGGCUCCAUCAUCAUGUUUUACUGUGUUUUGAGCUACAUGGGCCUCUUGGCUCUUCUCAGCUUCACUGUGGCCUUCCUAGCCAGGAAGUUGCCAGACAGUUUUAAUGAAGCCAAGUUCAUCACUUUCAGCAUGCUGGUUUUCUGCAAUGUUUGGUUGACCUUUGUCCCCAGCUACCUGAGCACCAAAGGGAAAUACGUGGUGGCUGUGGAGAUCUUCUCUAUCCUGUCUUCCAGUGCUGGCUUACUGGGUUGCAUCUUUAUCCCCAAAAUCUAUAUAAUUAUACUGAGGCCUGAGCUCAACACUAGAGAGUAUUUAACAUGUAAGAAAUAG
Molecule: messenger RNA, 1026 nt
Organism: Protobothrops mucrosquamatus (brown spotted pit viper)
Lineage: Eukaryota; Metazoa; Chordata; Lepidosauria; Squamata; Viperidae
Product: vomeronasal type-2 receptor 26-like
Exons: 2
Biological process (GO): G protein-coupled receptor signaling pathway
Cellular component (GO): membrane
Molecular function (GO): G protein-coupled receptor activity
Source: RefSeq, a predicted model, not a curated record